Paramormyrops kingsleyae is the source of this 953-nucleotide messenger RNA. NCBI's taxonomy places the organism in Eukaryota, Metazoa, Chordata, Actinopteri, Osteoglossiformes, Mormyridae. The record is from RefSeq and is a predicted model, not a curated record.
AUGAGAGCAAAACAAGUCUGGGAGGAAAAGGAGCGGGUCUGGGUGGCGGCGGGCUGGGAGGAAGAGGAGAGGGCCUGGGUGUUGGCGGGCUGGGAGGAAGAGAAGCGGGCCUGGGUGACUGGGAGGAAAAGGAGCAGGCCUGGAGGAAGAGGAGCGGGUCUGGGUGGUGGCAGGCCGGGAGGAAGAGGAGCGGGUCUGGGUGGUGACAGACGGAGGAAAAGGAGCAGGCCGGGAGGAAGAGCAGCAGGUCUGGGUGGUGACAGACUGGGAGGAAAAGGAGCAGGCCUGGAGGAAGAGGAGUGGGCCUGGGUGGCAGCAGGCCGGGAGGAAGAGGAGCGGACCUGGGUGGCCACAGGCCGGGAGGAAGAGGAGCAGGCCUGGGUGGCCGCAGGCCGGGAGGAAGAGGAGCGGACCUGGGUGACGACGGGCCGGGAGAAGCCAGACUCCCACCAUCUGCAGGACAGGCGUUCUUCUCAGACGUGGCAGAGAUCCGAGCUCAGGAACAGGCUCGGAACGAGGCUAAGCGGCUGGAGGUUCUCAGGAGGAGGGAGAGACAGAUGGACGAGCUGGACGAGAAAAAGCAUCAGACAGGCAGGUGAGGGCGUGGCGAGUGUCCCGCAGGGGGAUGGGAGCGAGACCGACGACUGUGGAGAUCCAUCAGCUGAGGAGGACAUUAUGACAGAACAUCGUGCGAUUGCUGUGAAAAGGACAAUGUCGCUGAAGAAUCAAUGCAAAGGGAAUCCGGGUUCAACUGAAGCUCUGUGCCACGUGUAUCAAUCGGUGUUGCCUAAUUAUCUAUGUCAAAUGAAGAAAUACGUGUUUUUGGAAAAAGUUUGAAUAAACUGAGACACCUCUGCAAAAGAAAGCACGUGCUCUUUCACGAUUCGGUAACCAAGGCAUGCCGCUCUGUUCUCAAGUGGCUGUAUAUGCAGUAAACAUUUUUGUUCGUAAAA